ACAGAUACUUACAGCUAGUGCGCCGGCUGCAGAUGACAUACAAGAUGGAGCCAGCAGGCAGUCACGGUGCGUGGGGACUGGAUGAUUUUCAGUUCCUGCCGUACUACUUCGGGGCUGCUCAGCUACUCGGUUCAUCGGACUGUGAUUCAAUGGGCAAUUUGACUAUCACACCUGUGUACAUCCCAGAGCCGCGCAAGUGCGCACAACUUAAAGACGACUAUCUGUUCUUUGCCGCCGUCAAUUACAUAUUCGAGACCAAAACCGGGAUGUUUGCUGAGCAUUCGCCGGUGCUAUGGGGCGUGAGUGCCGUGGCUGCGUGGCCGAAGGUGCACAGCGGGAUGAUGAAGAUGUUCAUGGCCGAAGUGCUGUACAAAUAUCCUGUGAUCCAACACUUCAAAUUCGGAUCGAUAUUUCCGUUCGAGAAACCAGAGCCGCCGACGAUUCAUAGAUAAUACAGUACGUAGAAUAAUAUACAGAUGAAAUAAAACAUAUAACAUAUAUGAUACAAUAA
Molecule: messenger RNA, 511 nt
Organism: Sphaeroforma arctica JP610
Lineage: Eukaryota; Ichthyosporea; Ichthyophonida
Exons: 4
Coding region: 33-452 (139 amino acids)
Biological process (GO): mitotic spindle organization
Cellular component (GO): protein phosphatase type 2A complex; nucleus; cytoplasm
Molecular function (GO): protein tyrosine phosphatase activator activity; peptidyl-prolyl cis-trans isomerase activity
Source: RefSeq, a predicted model, not a curated record